Molecule: messenger RNA, 2254 nt
Organism: Opisthorchis viverrini
Lineage: Eukaryota; Metazoa; Platyhelminthes; Trematoda; Opisthorchiida; Opisthorchiidae
Exons: 9
Coding region: 67-1563 (498 amino acids)
Cellular component (GO): mitochondrion; oxoglutarate dehydrogenase complex
Molecular function (GO): dihydrolipoyl dehydrogenase (NADH) activity; flavin adenine dinucleotide binding
Source: RefSeq, a predicted model, not a curated record
UUGGACGAAUCUGGUUCAUGCAGUCUAGCGGCACAGUUGUGCCGAGCGCUAACUGCACCAGGGAACAUGGCGACUGUCUUGAGUGUUUCACGUGCUUUUGCCUUUUCCAGAUCGCAGUUGUCGUCAUGUUUCCGGAUGCUUUCGAGUUCUGGGAAAGUAGACCUCGUUGUUAUUGGCUCUGGUCCGGGUGGUUAUGUUGCAGCCAUAAAAGCUGCCCAACUGGGAAUGAAAACCGUUUGUGUGGAAAAGAACGAAACAUUGGGUGGCACCUGCCUGAAUGUUGGAUGCAUUCCGAGCAAAUCGCUUCUGAAUAAUUCACAUCUGUACCACCUGGCACACUCGGAUGAAAUGGCUAAACGUGGGAUCGAUGUAAACACAGUACAGCUUAACCUGCCCGCAAUGUUAAAAGCUAAAGAAAAGGCGGUAUCCAGUCUUACAGGAGGCAUUGCGUACCUUUUCAAACAGAACAAGGUGGAACAUGUGAGGGGCUUUGGUUCCAUUUCCGGUCCGAAUGAGGUUUUGGUGAAAAAGACAGAUGGGGGUGAAGAGACGAUCCAGACAGAUCGUAUUCUGAUUGCUUCUGGGAGUGAGGUAACUCCGUUCCCCGGAGUCGAUAUUGAUGAACAAACAAUCGUUUCCAGUACUGGUGCGUUAUCCCUACCAAAGGUGCCUGAACAUCUCGUCGUCAUUGGAGCUGGCGUGAUCGGUGUCGAGCUUGGUUCUGUGUGGAGUAGACUUGGCGCAAAGGUUACGUGCGUAGAAUUCCUAGGCCAUGUCGGUGGCCUGGGUAUCGACAUGGAAGUUAGCAAGUCAUUCCAACGUAUUUUAACGAAACAGGGUCUCACCUUCAUGCUGAACACCAAGGUCACGGCAGCUUCAAAGUCCGGUAACAGUGUCACUGUUACUGUUGAGGGCGUGAAAGACGGCAAAACGAGCUCACUUGAGUGUGAUACCCUGCUCAUUUGUAUCGGACGACGACCUUAUACGACGGGACUGAACCUCGACAAAGUGGGAAUCAAGUUGGACGAUAGGGGUCGCAUCCCUGUAAACAAGCAUUUCCAGACGUCCGUUCCAAGCGUGUAUGCCAUUGGAGAUUGCAUCCCUGGUCCAAUGCUAGCACAUAAAGCUGAGGACGAAGGCAUAAUCUGUGUAGAAGGCAUGAAAGGUGGUGCGGUCCACAUGGACUAUAACUGUGUCCCAAGUGUUAUCUACACUCAUCCUGAAUGUGCAUGGGUUGGUCGUUCAGAAGAGCAGUGCAAGGAGGAAGGUCUACCAAUGAAAAUUGGAAGGUUCCCAAUGUCUGCUAAUUCCCGUGCCAAGACCAACGAUGAACCAGAUGGCAUGUUCAAAGUGAUAGCGCACAAAGAAACUGACCGCAUUCUCGGUGUUCACUUGUUGGGUCCCUCCGCCGGCGAGCUGAUAAACGAAGCUGCACUCGCGAUGGAAUAUGGUGCAUCUGCAGAAGAUGUGGCACGCGUCUGCCAUGCACACCCUACCCUUUCGGAAGCACUCCGAGAAGCUUGUCUGUCGGCUUUCUGUGGUAAAGCGAUAAACUUUUCUUGAGCAACCGCGUUUCGUGCUAUCGAUCCUCCGUUGGCUAGGUGCAAAUACUUCAUAAUUUUUUCCAUCAGAGUUUAGCCAAUUUUAAAACUGUUUUCCCCAAUUCGCUUGUCGUAGUUCAUGGUUGUGUAUUUUUUUCAAACCCAUCAGUGUACUUUUCAAAGAAAAUGUUGGUAGAGAGGCGCACUUUAAUCCACCUUCAUGAACCGUGCCUCAGCUGUUCCUCGCUACACGUGAAAUUAGUUCUUGUUCAUUUUGGAAUCAAUUUGAAAAGGGCGGAUGUAUCAUUUAAUAAAUUGCAUUAUGACAAAAUCAGAUAUCCUGAGAUUGUUAAAUGGACAGAUUGAACUGCUUCCGGUUGGUAUUCCGUGUUGUCUUCCUCUUGGCGUUUUCGACGAUCAUCCUGGAGCGUUGUUUGAUUGCAUCACGAGUCAGUACUUCUUGAUCGACCUCGUCCGUACCGCUUCCUCCUGAAGGACAAGAGUGGGUGGGUUAUUGGUAAACGUGCAAGACGGUACUAUCGUAUGUGCUUUUCCUGGUUUCGCUCCUUCCACAACUAUGACAGACCUUUCUAUUCACUGUGGUCUUUCACUACCCGUAAUCGUCAGGUUUCAAUUUUAUCAGCAGCCCAGCGAAUCACUUCUGCAACACUGUAUCUUCCUUUUGUCAGAUUCGAAGUUAAUUUUGAUAUGCA